AUGUCAGCUAAUAUUAAAUUCAAUUCUAGUAAAGCUACUAAGAAAGACGAUACAUUAUAUACCAAGUUCACUUACGAAAAUUCAACUGUGGAAACUUCUGAGGCUGGCGCAUUCAACGUCACUCCAACUGCAGUUGAUUAUGAAUUUAAAGUAGACUUGAAAACACCAAAAACUGGUUUAAUGUUGGUAGGUUUAGGUGGUAACAAUGGUACUACCUUAGUAGGUUCUGUUUUGGCUAACAAACACAAUAUUUCCUUUGAAACAAAGGAAGGUGUUAUUAAGCCAAAUUACUAUGGUUCUGUUACUCAAUCCUCUACCCUUAAAUUAGGUGUUGACAAGGAAGGUAAUGACAUCUAUGCUCCAUUUAAUUCUAUUUUGCCAAUGGUUAGCCCAAAUGACUUUGUUGUUGGCGGUUGGGAUAUCAGUAAGCUUAACUUAAGUGAUGCUAUGAAGAGAGCUCAGGUUUUAGAUGUUACCUUGCAAAAGCAAUUAUCACCAUACAUGGAAAAAACCACACCUUUACCAUCUAUCUACUAUCCUGAUUUCAUUGCUUUAAACCAGGAAGAAAGGGCGGACAAUGUUUCUAAUGUUGACUCAAACGGUAAGGUUGACACUAACAACAAGUGGAAGGAUGUCGAAAAAGUCAGAAAGGACAUCAAAGACUUUAAGGAAAAGAAUGGCUUAGAUAAGGUUAUCGUUCUUUGGACCGCUAACACUGAAAGAUUCGCAGAUGUUGUGCCAGGUGUCAACGAUACUGCUGACAAUUUACUUAAGGCAAUCAAGGCUAACGAAGCCGAGGUUUCUCCAUCUACUAUUUUCGCUGUUGCUUGUAUUUUGGACAAUAUUCCAUACAUCAAUGGUUCUCCUCAAAACACAUUUGUUCCAGGAGCUAUAGAAUUGGCCGAAAAGCAUAAUAGUUUUAUUGGUGGUGAUGACUUCAAGAGUGGCCAAACCAAGGUCAAGUCGGUUUUGGCCCAAUACUUGGUCGAUGCUGGUAUCAGACCAAUCUCGAUUGCCUCAUACAACCACUUGGGUAACAAUGAUGGUUACAAUUUAUCUUCUCCAAAGCAAUUUAGAUCCAAGGAAAUUUCCAAGGCUUCGGUUGUGGAUGAUAUUAUUGAAUCUAACCAAAUCUUGUAUAAUAAGGAAAAGGGCGACAAGAUUGACCACUGUAUUGUUAUCAAGUACCUUCCAGCUGUUGGAGACUCAAAGGUUGCCAUGGAUGAAUAUUACUCUGAAUUGAUGUUGGGGGGACACAACAAGAUCUCUAUUCACAAUGUUUGUGAAGACUCGUUAUUGGCUACUCCAUUGAUCAUUGAUUUGGUUGUGAUGACUGAAUUUUUAUCUAGAGUUAGCUACAAGAAGGCAGAUGAGUCAAACUACCAAGAUUUCUAUGCUGUUUUGACAUUAUUGAGUUAUUGGUUAAAGGCACCAUUGGCCAAGCCUGGUUUCAAAGCUAUCAAUGGUUUAAACAAGCAAAGAUUAGCUGUUGAAAACUUGUUGCGUUUGUUGGUUGGUUUACCAAUCAAUAAUGAGUUGAGAUUUGAAGAAAGAUUGUUAUAG
Messenger RNA from Debaryomyces fabryi, 1563 nucleotides. It is a transcript of the gene INO1, whose product is annotated as inositol-3-phosphate synthase. The record is from RefSeq and is a predicted model, not a curated record. NCBI's taxonomy places the organism in Eukaryota, Fungi, Ascomycota, Pichiomycetes, Serinales, Debaryomycetaceae. The transcript has a single exon. Bases 1 to 1563 code for a protein of 520 amino acids. Gene Ontology annotation, cellular component: cytoplasm. Gene Ontology annotation, biological process: inositol biosynthetic process; phospholipid biosynthetic process. Gene Ontology annotation, molecular function: inositol-3-phosphate synthase activity.